CCAGAAAACAAUCUAACAAUGAGUGGAAGAGGCAAAACCGGCGGAAAGGCCAGAGCAAAGGCAAAGACCCGCUCAUCCCGUGCCGGGCUCCAGUUCCCAGUCGGUCGUGUCCACAGACUGCUGCGUAAAGGGAACUAUGCCCAGCGUGUUGGUGCCGGUGCCCCCGUGUACCUGGCAGCUGUGCUGGAGUACCUGACCGCUGAGAUCCUGGAGUUGGCUGGAAACGCUGCCCGUGACAACAAGAAGACUCGUAUCAUCCCUCGUCACCUGCAGCUGGCUGUCCGCAACGACGAGGAGCUCAACAAGCUUCUGGGCGGAGUGACCAUCGCUCAGGGCGGCGUGCUGCCCAACAUCCAGGCUGUCCUGCUGCCCAAGAAGACCGAGAAGGCCGCCAAAAAGUAAACACAUACAAGGACUACAAACAAACACAACGGCUCUUUUAAGAGCCACCCACCAUACACCUUAAAGAGCAGAGCUUCACAUAAUGUGUAUAUGAGAAACUGUUGGAUUGUUAACUGCAUGAUAAACCAUGAAGUCUCUGGGCUUUUCAUUUCAGCUUUCAUAACUCCAAAUGGAAUUGUUUACUCUGAAGGCGACCAUAAUGCUUCAUUUAACUUUUUGGAAUAUAGAACAUGACCUGAAAAAUGUUCAUUAACAUAUAAGUUGUAAAACGCAGAAGUAAUGGUUGUCUGUUAGUCACUGCUUCAUCAGGUUCAUAGGUAGAGUUCUCCUGGAAGUGUUCCUAGCAGAUCUGUGAAUCAGCUGCAAGAUGAGCACAGACCGUCUAAGUAUCCACUCAGGGAAAGCAGGGCUAGAUAUGUUUGAGGAUAGUCUUCCUAUCUAACAGAGUGUACUUUAUAUUUCGUCAUUUAUGAGCCAUGUGAUGGGUGGGGAGGUUAGAUGCCCUCAUAUUGAAUCUAAUAUAAAAAGUGCCCUCACCUGUAUUCUAAACAUGUAAAGCUGCUUAUUUGCUCUAAGUAUUUUUUUCAUUUAUUCAUGAACACAGUUUCCUGUAUUUGUUACCAUGUUUGCAUGUGUUCAGGAUCAGAAUGUAUUUAUCUGAAAAGUCA
Molecule: messenger RNA, 1070 nt
Organism: Notolabrus celidotus (New Zealand spotty)
Lineage: Eukaryota; Metazoa; Chordata; Actinopteri; Labriformes; Labridae
Product: histone H2A
Exons: 1
Coding region: 19-402 (127 amino acids)
Cellular component (GO): nucleosome
Molecular function (GO): structural constituent of chromatin; DNA binding; protein heterodimerization activity
Source: RefSeq, a predicted model, not a curated record